ACCAAAAUUCCAAGAGCGCAGAAAGAUUGAAGAAGAAGAAGCAGAAUGGCGGAGGAGCAGAAAGUUCAAAUUCCAAGAGUGCAACUCGGAACUCAGGGACUCGAGGUUUCCAAGUUGGGAUUUGGGUGUAUGGGGCUUACCGGAAUCUUCAAUGAUCCAGUCCCCGAAGAGCUUGGCAUAUCGAUCAUCAAGCACGCAUACGAUAAGGGAGUUACAUUCUUCGAUACAGCAGAUCUUUAUGGACCUCAUAUUAAUGAAGUUUUGGUUGGAAAGGCAUUGAAGCAGUUGCCACGAGACAAAGUUCAGUUGGCUACGAAGUUUGGUAUCGUAAAAUUUCAACCAAAUCAGGUGUUUGUAAAUGGCACUCCUGAAUAUGUCCGCUCCUGCUGUGAGGCUAGCCUGAAGCGCCUCGGCGUGGACUACAUUGAUCUUUACUAUCAACACCGUAUUGAUACAACAGUCCCCAUAGAGGACACUAUGGAGGAGCUAAAGAAGUUGGUUGAAGAGGGAAAAAUAAAGUACAUUGGAUUAUCGGAAGCUAGCCCGGACACAAUAAGGAGGGCUCAUGCAGUUCAUCCCAUCACAGCUAUACAAAUGGAGUGGUCGCUUUGGACUCGCGAUAUUGAGGAAGAAAUUGUCCCGCUUUGCAGGGAACUUGGAAUCGGGAUAGUGCCAUACAGCCCGCUUGGUCAGGGAUUUUUCGGUGGCAGGGGAGCUGUCGAAGGUCUGCCUACAAGUGGUUUUCUGGCGUCAGGUUACUAUCCUCGUUUAACAGGAGACAACUUAGAGAAAAACAAGGUCAUUUUUGGCAACGUACAAAAGUUAUCCGAAAAGCACAGAUGCAGCCCUGCACAAGUUGCCCUAGCUUGGAUUCUUAGCCAAGGUGAUGGUGUGGUACCAAUCCCUGGGACGACAAAGAUUAAAAAUCUCGAUAGUAAUAUCGGAUCACUGAGAUUGACACUCACUGAAGAUGAUGUGAAAGAGAUUUCUGAUGCGGUACCUGUCAACGCGGCGGCAGGGGAAAGAACUAGUGACAGUUUCAUUAGCUGCUCAUGGAAGUUUGCAAAUACACCUGCAAAAAUACCAACUUGAAUGUUUGUUUAUGCAUUCGAUUCAAAUAAAUUUUGUAUGUGUGUAUUAAUAAGAUUCUGAUGUGUUGACUUCAAUGCCAAUGUGUCUGUUUCAUUCCUUGUAUUCACGGUACCUAUAAUAGUAAUUCAGCACAAAACUUCUGUGCUUUGUUAAAUAACGGAUUUUGUAUCGAUAAUAAAAUAAUGCAUUCUACUA
Messenger RNA from Malus domestica (apple), 1287 nucleotides. RefSeq names its product probable aldo-keto reductase 1. Gene Ontology annotation, cellular component: cytoplasm. The record is from RefSeq and is a predicted model, not a curated record. NCBI's taxonomy places the organism in Eukaryota, Viridiplantae, Streptophyta, Magnoliopsida, Rosales, Rosaceae.